This is a messenger RNA of Anthostomella pinea, 768 nucleotides long. The record is from the annotation of a GenBank genome assembly. Lineage: Eukaryota; Fungi; Ascomycota; Sordariomycetes; Xylariales; Xylariaceae.
AUGUCAUCUAAGCCGCCUCAGCAUUUGAUCAUCGUCUGCUGCCACGGUAUCUGGCUCGGCGGGCCUCAGCGAGGGUUUGAUGAGUCGGAAUGGCUCAUUGCGGGAUUCCAAGCUGGCGAGACGCCGACCUUCAUUGAGCAUAUCAAGGCUGGCCUUCGCGUGCUCAAAGAUGAACAGGACGCUGUCUUGACCUUUUCUGGAGGUGCGACACGGAAAGGGACGCGGUUGUCCGAGGCAAGCAGCUACGGCAAUCUAGCCGAGGCAAACUCAUUUUUCAGUGUUAUAUCCGCAAGCGAGGCACCGAAGAGGAUUCACUGUGAAGAGAAAGCUCUGGACUCGUACUCGAACGUGCUCUACUCGCUCAUCCAGUUCUGGCAUAUCUAUGGUACCUGGCCCUGGAGAAUUACCUUCGUCAGUCACGCUUUCAAGCGUGAGCGCCUUGUCGACUGUCACUGCGGCGCCAUUGGGUUCCCAUUGAGUCAGGUAGACUUCGUUGGUAUUGAUCCACCUGGCAUGGCCGACGGGACCAACGAGGCUGCAGUCAAAGGCGUCAGCGAGGCAGUCACGCAAUGGAAGGAGGAUCCUCACGGGAAAGGCGAUAUCCUGGCUGGCAAGAGGGCCAACAGAAACCCUUGGGGUAUAUCUCUUGACCUGUUUGCCAACGAAGAUGACAGAGGCCGCAGUGGUGUACGAUCAAUGUUUCGCGGCGGACAGGAAUACCUUGAGGAAGGAUUAGCUCAGCCAUGGUCGAAGCAGUCAAAGGAAUGA